Ilex paraguariensis (yerba mate) is the source of this 816-nucleotide messenger RNA. Lineage: Eukaryota; Viridiplantae; Streptophyta; Magnoliopsida; Aquifoliales; Aquifoliaceae. The record is from the annotation of a GenBank genome assembly.
AUGGGCUUGUAUACUAUGAAAACAUCUCCACAGGCUGAUAAAAUUGUAGAAGAAACUAACUCAUGGGCUAAGAAGGCAACAAAAGGGCUUAUCACAGAUGUUCUUCACGAUAUCCAUCCCAAUACGAAACUUCUCCUAGGAAAUGCUGUCUACUUCAAAGGAUCUUGGAUUGAUGAAUUCGAUCGUGAACAGACUGAGAAUAGAGACUUUUACCCUCUCGACGGAGACAAAGUUUCAGUUCCCUUCAUGACCAGCAAUGAAAAUUACCUUUACGGAUCAUUCAAUGGUUUUAAAGUUCUUAAAAUCCCUUAUCAAAGCGGCCAAGACGAAAAGAUGUUCUCAAUGUAUUUCUUUCUUCCAGACAAGAGAGAUGGAUUGGAAAACCUGCUAACAAAGGUUAAUUCUGAUCCCGGGUUCUUACACAAACAUUUUGAGCUAAGGAGUGUCGAAUUCAAUGAGUUUUGGAUUCCAAAAUUUAAGUUCUCGUCUACCUUUGAAACGUCAAAGACCAUGAUAGAAAUGGGACUAACACUACCUUUCAUGGAAGACUGCAUGGAGCUGACAAAGAUGGUAGAACUUCCCUCUGGUGUACCAUUAUACAUCUCACAGAUAAUUCAAAAGGCUUCUAUUGAAGUAGAUGAGGGAGGCACAGAGGCUGCGGCUGUCACUAUGACUGAUUAUUGUGGUUGUUGUCUAGAAGCUGAUAUCCCAGAAACUGAAAACUUUGUAGCUGAUCACCCUUUCAUGUUCAUGAUCAAGGAAGAGACAUCUGGGAUGGUGCUUUUCACAGGAGCUGUAUUCAAUCCCUUUCUUUAA